CAGUUAAAAACAAACAAAUCUGUGUCUAUCAUUUUUUAAAAACAUCUCUGAUUGUUAUAAUAGGAAUCUCCCAAAAUGCAAGUGCUACAGUAUUUUCACAGCUACAUGAUUAUUCAUUAGACUUCUUUGAGUAUCCAAGAUAUUUGAAGCCGCCUCUGAACUUCAUUGCUAUGCUGAAUGUAAGAAGAACUGAUAAUCAGCCACUAACGUCUGUUGAACAAAAGAAUAAUGUCACAAUCAUGGUCACAGAGUUAAAAAAUUCUUAUCAGAUACAUGACUAUAAAAACGAAUUACAUAGAAACAACACAGAUGAUGAGCUACAUUAUUAUCCUGUUCCAGAAGAUGGGAUUAUUCAGAUUGAGCUUCCAGUUUCAGC
Thamnophis sirtalis is the source of this 376-nucleotide messenger RNA. Lineage: Eukaryota; Metazoa; Chordata; Lepidosauria; Squamata; Natricidae. The record is from RefSeq and is a predicted model, not a curated record.